Molecule: messenger RNA, 3104 nt
Organism: Solea senegalensis (Senegalese sole)
Lineage: Eukaryota; Metazoa; Chordata; Actinopteri; Pleuronectiformes; Soleidae
Gene: uts2r4
Product: urotensin-2 receptor 4
Exons: 1
Coding region: 790-1863 (357 amino acids)
Biological process (GO): neuropeptide signaling pathway; blood vessel diameter maintenance; regulation of blood pressure
Cellular component (GO): membrane
Molecular function (GO): urotensin II receptor activity
Source: RefSeq, a predicted model, not a curated record
GCUGCCCAGAAAACAGGCUGCCCAGCACAGACACAACCGCCUCGGAUCAAAACGGGGAGAUAAAGACGGGCUGCAAAAUCAAAGAGACGCUGACAGUUUGUCUGCUGUCGCCGUGGAUUUUCAUUUGAUUAGGUCACUCCAUCAAGACGAAGAAGUAGAAGAAGGAUUCUGAAGAUGCUGCACGGAUGAAGAGUCCUGCUUCGUCUGUCGAGUUUUAAAUGUUUAAUCUUGCCGACGGACUCUGGAGAUGCCGGUCUUCUCUCUGAACUGCAGGAGCUCAUUAGGAGAUUUCUGGAGCAGUUUGUCCAGUUGAAAGGCAGCGUCCUGAUUCUCUGUACCUCUCUGCUGCUCCCAGUUGACCCUGUUCACAUCUGCUUCAGCCUGAAGCGCAGCGGAGAAAACACUGUCCUCUGUGAGUGAGACCGCCUUCCAUGUCUGUGGCUUCUUGAUGGAUUGAAUUUUUGCUCGCAGCUCUAUCGCUGUUUUUGAUUUUAGAGAAGUAUGAGGGAAUGUUGAGGCCUUUUGUAAGCCACAGGCAGUUCACAGAUAGUAGUGUGUUGGCAGAUUGCUGCAGUUGUGGCUCCCUCACUUUUGUGGCCUUUGAUGAUUCGGCUCGGAUUCACCUGGAACAACUAAGUUCUUAAAAAAUCCCAGAUCCUGUAGAAGCAAUGUUUGCGUUCUUCACCCUUUGUGGACUUGAACAGACCCUGAACUCAUCAAACCAACAAGCCGAAAACUGCAUGUAUAAGUCUGCAUUUUGACACCUGACCUCUCACGCUCUGACUUGCCAUGAACUGCACCCAUAAUGCCACCAUCGUUCCGCAGCUGGGACCUGUCCUGAGCGCAGAGGCUGAAGAUGGAGGUCCUCAGGGAAGUGGUGGCGUUGCUGGAGGCAGUGGGAAGGUGUGGGUGACGUCGCUGCUCGGUUUCACGCUGAUAAUCAUGUGUGUCAUUGGUUUUACGGGCAACACGUAUACGCUCAUCAUCACUCGCUCUGCUGCUCUGCGGCGAACAGGCUCCAUGUAUGUCUACAUCAUCAACUUGGCUCUGGCCGACCUACUCUGCCUCUCCACCAUCCCCUUCGUGGUCUGCACCUACUUCGUCCACGACUGGCUAUUCGGCGAGGUUGGCUGUCGCAUCCUGCUGAGUCUGGAUCUCGUCACCAUGCACGCCAGUGUCUUCAUCUUGGUCGCCAUGAGCCUGGAGCGCUAUCGUGCUGUGGCUAAGCCCUUCAGCGCGCACAGGUUCUCGUCGCGCAAACAGCGGCUAGUGGCGGGAAUUAUAUGGGGGAUAGCAUUCGUACUGACGCUCCCCAUGAUGGUGAUGAUCCGACUUAGCGAGCGCAAACCCACUUCUGCUGGUUUGGUCAAGAGGAUCUGCUUCCCGACUUGGACACCCGAGGCCUUCAAGGCUUACAUCACUGUGCUGUUUUGCACAAGUGUUUUAGUGCCUGGAUUAGUAAUCGUUGGGCUGUAUGUUGGCCUAGCCCAGCGCUACUGGACAGCACAGGCUAAAUUAGGAUGUAGCGGUGGCUCUGCCCGGAGGAAAGAAUUGAAGCAUAAAGUCGUUUCGAUGAUCUUUAGCAUCGUGGUGGCUUACUGGGCCUGUUUCUUGCCUUUUUGGGGAUGGCAGUUAGCUAAACUCUUCUCUCCGGAGUCUCUGAAAGCUUUGUCGCCAGCUGCUCACAACUAUGUCAAUUUUGUCGUCACAUGUCUGACCUAUGGGAACAGCUGCAUAAACCCAUUUCUUUACACUCUUCUGACACGCAACUAUAAAGACUACCUGGCCCAGAAGAGUCAGUCUGUGGGGUCCAGUCGGGGGGACCCAUGUUCGGCUGUGACGACACCCAUGCAGGACAUUUAGCAGAAAAAUGAAUGAUGAUGGAUCAUAGUUGCUCAAGAUCAAGAGUCUUAAUCCCUCGUCAUCAGAUAGACUGAGCACAUAUUUGUUCUUGUCAUUUUGUACAAAAUUGUAGAAUGUCAUACUUCUGUCGCAGCACUUUCUAUAAACUUUAUGAAUGCUGGAAACAUUACCACCUUAUUCCUGGAGUUGCUGCUGGGUAGAACUUCUGGAGCAGUAACGGAAGCAGCAGUCGACAAACUUUUUCCAGUGGCAACAAACAAUACUGGUUCUGCUUCAGUGACGGGACGCACCCAUAAUUCACCGUGUAACUUAAACUGUGGCAAAAUGUUUGAGGGCAAUGAAGUUACACUGGAAACAACUGCUUUGCAAGUCACUAGCCACUGUGUGUCGUGUGUAAAACGAAGUCACGGCAGUUUCAUGCAACCAUGCAGGCGCUUUUAUGUAGUGGCAACCUGUGCUGUGGCGUGCCGUGCCGUGCCGAGCUGGGACCAUCGUGGUCUUUAGUCUUUUUCACUGACCUCAGUUCAAUAUUCUUGAACUUGUUAGAGUCUCUCACGAUCAUAACGUUGCACACUCUCACAGUGUAUUUCCAGCUGCUCUACCUGUUCACGUACCUUACAUAGUGAAAUGGGAUUUUUUAUUAGAAAAAGUUAUUUUGACGCUGUUAUGAAAAGGUUUAUAAAGUUGCUCUAAGGAGAGACAAUCGCCACAGGUGCUCGUUUGCUCAUAUGAAAGCCUGGCCUCAGGCCUUGGAUGAAGUAGCACCAUGACUCCCUUCAUGAAUUGAAGAAUAUGCAUGUUCUCACAGUUUCGAAUUCUACAACACGAGCUGUGAUUAUUGGAUUCAUACAGAAUACCCAAUGAUUUCAAAUGUGGGUUAACAUGCAAACUAGAAAAUAUGAAUUCUAAUGACACAAGUAGUGAGCAUACCUCACCCAAGAUAUGACAGUUCCCUUGAAUUCAAUCAAGCUUUAUAGCUAUGCCCUACUCUUUGCAUUUGUCAUUAAAAUGUUAAAAUUGACUGCACAAUGAGAUUAAAUUCUUUUUUUAAAGCCCAAUAUAUGAUUCUUAUGUCCCCCAUAUGUCAUUCUUUCAGUAUAGACAAAACUAUUGUCUGAUAUCUUGAAAGUGUCGUUUUGUGGAAAUCUACAAAGUGUAUUAUUUUUUUCUCUAAUCCUGCAAAUUAGGUAUUUCCAAAUGUUGUGAGCAUAUUUUGUAAAAUAUGAUAGUAUUAAAUAACU